CUGUGUUUCGGAGUCGCACUGUCGCAGUCAGUCAGUCAGUGGUUGGCGUGUAUAGUGUUUUAUAUACACGUAUAUAUAUAUACAUAUAUACGAAUGACACCUUGGUGAUGAAAAGUGUCAAGUGUUGUGACAAGGACCAGCCAAAAUAAUCGCAAUAUAUAGAUAGUUGAAAAAAAAUAGAGAACAUGUGGUUAACGGCGUGUGUCCUCUUAGCGGUCACAUUACAUGCCAGAGCUCUGAUACAAUCACCUCCACUUAUAACGAAACAACCACCCACGGGCGAAUUACUCUUCCAAGUCGCUCAAGUUAACAAAAACGAAAAUGAAAAGCCAUUUUUAAUCGAGUGUGAGGCCGAGGGUGAACCUGCACCAAGAUACAAAUGGAUCAAAAACGGAAAGAUGUUCGAGUGGCCGGCCUACGACGAUCGAAUUUCCCAGCAAACGGGACGUGGUACCCUCGUGAUAUCGAGGCCACGCGAAGAAGAUAUGGGACAGUAUCAGUGUUUCGCCGAGAAUGAAUGGGGUCGUGCAACGUCCAAUUCGGUGUUCGUUCGUAAAACCGAGUUGAAUGCAUUCAAAGAUCAGGGUAGACAAACAAAAGAAGCCGAGGAAGGAAAGCCAUUCCAGUUGACUUGUCAGCCACCAGAUGGUUGGCCGAAGCCAAGUGUCUUCUGGCUAAUCCAACACGCGACCGGUGCCACUGUCAAUACAAUUAAUAAUACCCGAAUGACCAUCGAUCCCGAGGGAAAUCUUUGGUUCAGUAAUGUCACAAAAUUCGAUGCCAGUGAAAAUUCUUAUUAUACGUGCGCGAUUUAUUCCGAGGUACGUAACGAAUAUAAACUCGGUAAUAAAGUUCUUCUACAUGUGAAAAGUACGUCAGCGUCGGCUACGCAAAAUAAACACGCGCCAGUUAGUCAAUAUUUGAGUAGAAAGAAUGAGGUCGCAUUUCGCGGUGGUAAACUUGAGCUCUAUUGUAUUUUCGGUGGUACGCCAUUGCCGGAAAUUGUUUGGAGUAAAAACGGUCGUCGAAUUGGAUUAAGUGAACGUGUGACUCAUAAAAAUUACGGAAAGACGUUAGUGAUAAAGACUGUGAUUUUUGAUGAUGAGGGUACUUAUACUUGUGAGGCUUCCAAUGGUGUUGGUAGUGUUCUUUCGCACUCAAUGAAACUCGAAGUGCAAUCUGUGCCGUAUUUCACCGUUGAGCCAGAAAUCCAAAGUGCUGCCGAAGAGGAGACUGUUGAGUUCAGAUGCGAAGCGAGUGGUGUGCCAGAACCGCAGAUAAAUUGGAUCUACAAUGGAAAACCAAUCGUUGAAGCUGAUUCAAAUCCGCGUCGACAUCUUUAUCCAAACAAAAUUGUCAUCGAACGGUUAACAAAGAAAGACACGGGAAAUUAUGGUUGUAACGCGACAAAUUCUCUUGGUUACGUCUAUAAAGAUGUUUACGUAAAUGUUCUCGCAUUGGCGCCAGAAAUUCGAAUGCCACCAACCGACGAGGUUGUUGUCGAUGGUAAAACGGCAAAAAUGACAUGUCAAGUAUUUGGCGCACCGAAACCGGAAAUUAAAUGGAUUCGCAAUGGUCAGGAGCUCACGGGUGGAAAAUACAAGAUCGAAUCAACCGGCGAUUUAGUAAUUGAUAAUGUAGCAUUUAACGACGCUGGUGAAUAUACAUGUCACGCGCAAAAUAAAUUCGAUAAAGUUCAAGCAUCGGGAAUAUUGACUGUUAAGGAACAUACGCGUAUCACUGACGUGCCAAUUGACUAUGAAGUGAAUGCCGGUGCAACGGCAACUUUCCGCUGUAAUGCCGUUACUGAUUCAAGUUUAACGCUGCAGAUUGAUUGGUUGAGAAAUGGACAGCCAUUAGAUUUUGAGAGUGAACCACGUUUUGUACAAAGUUCCGAUCUCUCGUUGUCGAUUUUGAAGACAUCGGAAUUGGAUACAGGGGAGUACACAUGUGUUGCGCGAACUGAAUACGAUGAGGUUCAUGCAAAGGCAACAUUGAUUGUUCAAGAUGCGCCAAAUCCACCGAAAUUAGAGUAUGUACGUUGUCAGCCUCGCAGUGCGGAAAUAUCAUGGAAACCAUUGGGUGAUAAUCGUGCACCAAUUUUGGGAUAUAUUGUUCAGCAUAAUACAACAUUUACGCCUGAUGUUUGGAAGAGUUCGGUGGAUUUCCUAUCGGCGGCUGAUCGCACCAUUAGUGUUCCAAUGAGUCCCUGGGCUAAUUACACAUUCCGCGUUAUUGCCUGGAAUAAAGUUGGUAAAUCGGAUCCUUCGCAGCAUAGCACUGAAAUUUGCACAACACAACCCGACAUACCGGACAAAAAUCCAGACAAUGUUGUUGGUAAAGGAACAACAUCGACGAAUCUCGUUAUCACUUGGACAGUGAUGCCACAAAUAGAGCACAAUGCACCGCGAUUUAUGUAUCAAGUGCACUAUCGACGUGACAUUCCCGGCGAGAAAUGGAAUAUCGAAAAUAUUAAUGAUUGGAAAAUUAAUCGACUACAGGUCGAUCAUCAACAGACCUAUCAACGUUAUCGAAUCAAAGUUGGCGCUAUCAAUGAGAAAGGCGAAUGUCGAACGCAACCGAAGGAAAUUAUUGGCUUCUCCGGAGAGGAUGUUCCAACGCAAGCGCCAGGAAAUUUCACAUUGGAACAAGUGAAUUCGAGUACACAGGCGAUACUUUCAUGGAGUCCAGUGCCACCGGAAACGGUGCGCGGUGAAUUAAUUGGGUACAAAAUUCAAACGUGGACUGAUAAGGACGGAGAGGAUCGCAUGAGGGAAAUUAAUGUUCGCGGUGCAAAUACGACACGUACACUAGUCACGAAAUUCGUGCCCUACAGUAAAAAUUUCGUUCGAAUUUUGGUCUACAAUGGAAUAUUCAAUGGUCCACCUUCGGAGACAUUGACCUUUAAUACACCCGAGGGCGUUCCGGGAACUGUUUUAAGUCUCGAGGCAUUCCCAAUGGGUUCGAGUGCAUUCUUUUUGAAAUGGACAAAACCAGCUGAACCAAAUGGCAUUUUAACCGGUUAUCGAAUUUACUAUCAAGUUGUGAAUGGAACUAAACUUGAACCCGAAUUGGAGAGAAGACCAAAAGUCACGGAUCCAUUGGCAGUGAGUGCAAAACUUGCUAGUUUGAAACCGGAAACUAAAUACAGAAUUCAUAUUCGUGCAACAACCAAUGCAGGAGAAGGGAACAAUUAUUUCAUUGAGCAGACGACACAAAGAUCACAAAAACCAGAUGUACCUUACUUCACUUGGCAAACGAUUCCACAGGAUAAUGGAUAUUCGACGGUUAAAUUAAUUUGGCAACCAAAUUAUAAUGGACAUCCUGGAAGUCAUUUCUUUGCCAAAUAUAAAAUACGGGAUGAAACAAUUUCAAUGCAAACUGAUCCUGAAUAUUUCUCCCACGAAAUACACGUUGUCGGUCUAAUGAGCGGAGAAACAUACACAAUGUCAAUUGUAGCUGUAGAUGGAAAUUAUAUAACAGAAAGUGAUUCACAAGAUAUUGAGACGACCAAUGAGGGACCAAUGAUACAGGCGAAGGAAAAUGUCGCUACUGCCGGAUGGUUUAUUGGUAUGAUGCUGGCGAUUGCAUUUUUACUAUUCGUUUUGAUAAUUGUUUGCGUGAUUAAGAGAAAUCGCGGCGGCAAAUAUGCCGUUCACGAGAGAGAAUUGGCCGCUGGCCGCGGCGAUUAUCCCGAGGAGGGUGGCUUCCAUGAAUAUUCCCAACCGCUGGACAAUAAAUCCGAACGGGGACGAGCUUCCCUCGCCUCAUCGGCUCCACAAGAUGGCAAACAUCCCGAAUCCGACACGGAUUCAAUGGCCGAAUACGGCGAAGGCGAUACAGAAGGUAUGAACGAAGACGGUUCAUUUAUUGGUCAAUAUGGUCGACAAAGGAAGCAGGGACCGAAUUCGCAAGCAUUCGCAACUUUAGUUUAAGGUCGCUUUACCGAAGACGGUUCUUUCAUUGGGCAAUACGGCCCGAAAGGCAGACCAGAAGAAACGCCAUCAAUUCCAACUGGGACAAUAGCAACUUACGUUUAACCUUCAUCUCUGCCAGAAAUUUUCGAAUUCUCUAUCCCAUUUUUUUAAAAAAACUAUAUUGAGAAUUCAGCACAAUUCGCCUGCAGCUGCUAAGAAUGAAAAAAAAGAAGAGAAGCAACAAAAAUGUAAGCGUCUUGCGCUGGGCGCAACGUCCACACUCUAUACUGCCAAUUAGAAAUCACUUUUUGGAUUUUUUUUUCAUUAGUUGACUCGAGAAAUCAAAGAAAUAUUUUCAUUGAAUUAAAUGGAAAAAAUCCAAUUUAAAAAUUCCAAUUACUUGGAACAAAUGAAUCUCAAU
This is a messenger RNA of Leptopilina heterotoma, 4338 nucleotides long. It is a transcript of the gene Nrg, whose product is annotated as neuroglian. Gene Ontology annotation, cellular component: plasma membrane. Gene Ontology annotation, biological process: cell adhesion; axon guidance. The record is from RefSeq and is a predicted model, not a curated record. The coding region runs from base 186 to 3935 and encodes 1249 amino acids. The transcript has 13 exons. NCBI's taxonomy places the organism in Eukaryota, Metazoa, Arthropoda, Insecta, Hymenoptera, Figitidae. Gene Ontology annotation, molecular function: protein binding.